Molecule: messenger RNA, 2106 nt
Organism: Danio rerio (zebrafish)
Lineage: Eukaryota; Metazoa; Chordata; Actinopteri; Cypriniformes; Danionidae
Source: RefSeq, a predicted model, not a curated record
UAUUUUCUCCGCUCAGACUCAAAGUGAGAGAGAUCGGCUCAGCUCUUCGUGUCAGUCACGCAGCGCACAGGCAGCAUCAUCAGCAUCAGCAUCAUCAGCUGCAGCAGCGAGCGAUCCCGCACACCGUAAACACUCCUCAUCCACUGCAGACCUGACUGCCAUUGCACAGACAUUACAGGCGCAGGUUUUCCGCGACUGUGGGACGGGGGAAUGAUAAACCCCGGGUCCCCAAAGCCGUUGUACUGCUCGUAAGGAUGCGAUCACUGAGUCGACCGUGGGCCUCGACACUCGCCGAGGCUUUCCUCAUCACAACAGUGGCCGUCAGCGCCGCGAUGGCAGUUGUAGGGCAUUGUCCUCGGAGCCUGGAUUGUGCCCGAGAGAGACGGCACUUCUGCCAGCCCGGCUCUUUACAUUGCGGCCCAUGUCUAGACCCAUUCAUGGAGAACAAACGAGGGAAGUGUGUGCUCAGGAGACGAAAUCAUCCUGCAGCCAAAGUCAGCCAUCUCCCAGAGCUGGAUGAAGAGAUAGACAUACUGUCCUCCAUCAUCAGCAAACACAGAGAAUCUGAGAUGAAGCACUCAGCCCCAUCUCCAGCUGCUUCUAAAGCCCCUGAGAAUAAAUCAGGGUCGAGCAGUCAUUAUAAAGCUCCUCCAACUGCUGCUACUUCCAUUCAGCCUCCAACCAGAGGCCUGAUUAGUUCCACCAGCCCGACCUCAAACACCCCAUUCAUCUCUGCGGUGCACAGUGCUCCCUUCAUCAUCCCGUACCCCUCUGAGGACCACUCCUUUAUCAUAUUUUUAGGUGUGUUUCUCAUGGUGGGAUCAGUGGCCAUGGUGUUGACUGGAGUCUGUUGGGUCAGGAUGCAGAGAGGAUGUCGCCUGGCCCAGAAAGUUGAUUAUCCUGCAUUCGGGUUGAUAGGUCCUAAUUCUUAUGAUAGUGGUAUGAGUGGAGAUAAAAAACUUGCCCAGAGUGCCCAGAUGUACCACUUUCAGCUUCAAAAGCAGCAAAUGAUGUCGCUCAAACAACGAAGUGAUUCCAAGAUUCCUGAUUCAGGAGCCACUUCAGAUGAGGAGAAUGAAGAUGGAGACUUCACUGUGUAUGAAUGCCCUGGACUUGCCCCAACGGGGGAAAUGGAAGUGAAGAAUCCACUCUUCGAUGACUCCACCUUUCAUCUUCACCUGCAAAGAAGUUAUAACUAAACCCGAAUACUCAGAGGACGCAUUACUUCACGCACAAAAGCCGCAUGAAUCCACAAUGGGGUGCUUUUCCUCAUGCACUUGCAUCAUGGUGCGUAUGGACAUUUGAGAGUUUUGUUUUUUUAAACGCUGUUAAAUACUAGAUGACAGAGGUGUUACAGCUUCUAUCCAGUAGCUGAAACAACACUUUGCAAACCCUGACAGAAAUAAUUCGCUUUAAAAUAUCGAUUCACACGUACACAAGCAUCCUUUCUGAAAACCAGCCUCUGUGGACCAGGACGCUGCGCUGUAGUAGCUUUCAGUUUAACUGCAGAUGUGUAAAAACAUUGCAUGGAUUUAAGAGUUGCACCCAUCCUGUAUAAUCAUGCACAGUUCGUGUUUCUUUUCUGGACCUGUUCGAUAGUGAUGUUCGCGAUGUACGUAAAGGACUGGACGUUUGGAUGAUCUGUUGACAGCAGCUCAAGACUCAUUCUUUAUCAGGUUCUGUUAUGACGUCUUCUGUAGUAUAUUGUGAAUACUGUGCAAUGGAAAAGGAAAAUUAUUUAUAGAAUCAAUAGUUUGAACAUAUCUUGCCUGCAAACAUUAGUCAUAUUACAGUAGGAAGAUGAGAAGGAGUAAAUUGUACGGUUAGCAUAUUUUAAGUUUUCUUCUACCAGAUUCGUCUGUGACUGUAUUUUUUAAAAUACCAAUGGUGAUUUUAAUAUUUUUUUAUAAUUGUGCUCACAAGAUUAACCCUAAAUGGUAUUAUGUAGCCUCUGUAUAAUCAGAAUGGUCCUACUAUGCAUGAUUUGAAGCUGUGUAAUAAUGAAGAGAGUCAGUGUGCAUUCCUGUUUCGUUUAUGGAACCAAAACUCAUAUAAAACUGGAAUUUUAUUUGCAAACCCUGCAUAUAAAAGAGCUGAUUUCCAGAA